AUGGAAGCCAGCAAGCCAACAACCGCCAGUGCUGUGGCGACGCCUCCUGAAAGUGUCGUCUCGGAGGUCAUGAAGGAAGGAUUCGAAACCAUUGCCAUUCAAACUGGAGCUGGGAUUGGUCUGGGAUUCAUGGCCGGAUUGGUGUUGGCAAGAGGAGGUGCCGGUGGAAGUGCUCGCAAAUUGAUUACUGGAUUUGGUGGCGGAGUUGGUCUUGGGUCGGCAUGGACCAGAUGUUCCAUACAAUUGGAAGAAGCUUUGGGUACCAACCAAGGCAAAAAAUAA
Molecule: messenger RNA, 282 nt
Organism: Seminavis robusta
Lineage: Eukaryota; Bacillariophyta; Bacillariophyceae; Naviculales; Naviculaceae
Source: the annotation of a GenBank genome assembly